This is a messenger RNA of Morus notabilis, 1683 nucleotides long. RefSeq names its product tubulin beta-2 chain. The transcript has 3 exons. Gene Ontology annotation, molecular function: GTP binding; GTPase activity; structural constituent of cytoskeleton. The coding region runs from base 75 to 1421 and encodes 448 amino acids. Gene Ontology annotation, biological process: microtubule cytoskeleton organization; mitotic cell cycle. Gene Ontology annotation, cellular component: microtubule; cytoplasm. The record is from RefSeq and is a predicted model, not a curated record. Lineage: Eukaryota; Viridiplantae; Streptophyta; Magnoliopsida; Rosales; Moraceae.
UUUCUCUCAUUCGCUUCCUCUCUCUACCUUGAUUUUCUAAUUCCAGAAAGAAACGAAAAGAAAAGAAAGGAAAAAUGCGUGAAAUCCUUCACAUCCAAGGAGGCCAAUGCGGCAACCAAAUCGGUGCCAAGUUCUGGGAAGUCGUCUGCGCCGAGCACGGCAUUGACCCGACGGGGCGUUUCCAUGGCGAAUCCGAUCUUCAACUCGAGAGGAUCAACGUCUACUACAAUGAGGCCAGCACCGGCAGGUUCGUCCCUCGAGCCGUCCUCAUGGAUCUCGAGCCCGGGACCAUGGACAGUAUUCGGUCCGGUCCCUAUGGCCCCAUUUUCAGGCCGGACAACUUCGUUUUCGGCCAGUCUGGCGCUGGGAAUAACUGGGCCAAGGGCCAUUACACCGAAGGCGCCGAGUUGAUCGACUCCGUUCUCGAUGUGGUUCGCAAAGAGGCCGAGAAUUGCGACUGUUUGCAAGGAUUUCAGGUUUGCCAUUCACUUGGUGGUGGAACUGGGUCUGGAAUGGGAACGCUUCUCAUUUCAAAGGUCAGAGAAGAAUACCCAGAUAGAAUGAUGAUGACUUUCUCUGUCUUCCCUUCUCCGAAAGUCUCCGACACUGUUGUGGAGCCUUAUAAUGCCACUUUGUCUGUUCAUCAGCUUGUUGAGAAUGCAGACGAGUGCAUGGUUCUUGAUAAUGAGGCUCUCUACGACAUUUGCUUCCGAACUCUCAAACUUUCCACUCCGAGCUUUGGUGAUUUGAACCACUUGAUAUCAGCGACCAUGUCAGGAGUGACGUGCUGCUUAAGAUUCCCCGGCCAACUCAACUCCGAUCUCCGCAAACUCGCCGUCAACCUCAUCCCGUUCCCUCGUCUUCACUUCUUCAUGGUGGGUUUUGCUCCUCUGACUUCACGGGGCUCGCAGCAGUACCGCGCUCUGACCGUUCCCGAGCUCACUCAGCAGAUGUGGGACGCCAAGAACAUGAUGUGUGCCGCUGACCCGAGGCAUGGCCGCUACCUGACAGCCUCGGCCAUGUUCCGCGGCAAGAUGAGCACCAAGGAAGUGGACGAGCAGAUGCUGAAUGUGCAGAACAAGAACUCUUCCUACUUUGUGGAGUGGAUCCCCAACAAUGUGAAGUCGACGGUCUGCGAUGUCCCGCCUACGGGGCUCAAGAUGGCGUCGACUUUCAUCGGGAAUUCGACGUCCAUACAGGAGAUGUUUAGGCGGGUGAGCGAGCAAUUCACGGCCAUGUUUAGGAGGAAGGCUUUCUUGCACUGGUACACAGGAGAAGGGAUGGAUGAAAUGGAGUUCACUGAGGCUGAGAGCAACAUGAAUGAUCUUGUUGCGGAGUAUCAGCAGUACCAAGAUGCUACAGCUGAGGAGGAAGAGUUUUAUGAGGACGAAGAGGAGGGAAACUAUGAUCAGGAGAUGUGAAAGCUAUAAUUGGGCAUGAGAAUUGUGAGGAACUUUUGCUAAAAAGGAGCAAAGUUUUUUGUUUAACCUCAACCUUCAGUUGUGGGUGUUUGUAGAAUAUGAAAGGAAUUACUGCGAGUUAGUUUGCUGUAGUUCGCUUACAUUUUCUGUAAUCUGAUUUAUGUCUUCUACUUCAGUAGUGAAGUAUGCUCCCUCUCUUAAAACUUCUUGUUUAUUAAGACCUUGGAUUGGUUGAAUAAGAUGUUUUAUCUUUUUCUUUUCA